This is a messenger RNA of Salvia miltiorrhiza (redroot sage), 2108 nucleotides long. RefSeq names its product laccase-15-like. The record is from RefSeq and is a predicted model, not a curated record. Gene Ontology annotation, cellular component: apoplast. Gene Ontology annotation, molecular function: hydroquinone:oxygen oxidoreductase activity; copper ion binding. NCBI's taxonomy places the organism in Eukaryota, Viridiplantae, Streptophyta, Magnoliopsida, Lamiales, Lamiaceae. The transcript is spliced from 6 exons. Gene Ontology annotation, biological process: lignin catabolic process. Bases 141 to 1880 code for a protein of 579 amino acids.
GUGAAAUGAAUACUCGCGUUUCGGAAUAAAUGAGAGAAAGUGGAGAGACGAUGUAAGCUACAAUCAACACUAUAAAUAGGGAAAAGAAAAAGCAUACCAUUCUCCUGUCUCAACAAUAGCAGCUGAAAAAAUAGAAAAAAAUGGUUUCUUAUAGGAAGCUUAAGGUUUUCAUCAUGUGGUACAUUGGUAUUAUUAUGUUUUUGCUCGGAGGCAUGGGUCCAGUCCAUGCUUUAGUUCAUAAGUUUGAAGUGAGAAGAUCUUCACACACCAGGCUAUGCACCACCAAAAGCAUCCUAACGAUAAACGGGCAGUUCCCAGGGCCAACUAUAUAUGCUAGAAGGGGAGAAUUGGUGGUAAUCGAUGUUAUUAAUCGCGCCGAUCAAAAUAUAAGUAUCCAUUGGCAUGGAGUAAAAAUGCCGAGAUAUCCAUGGACAGAUGGCGCGAGCCAUGUGACGCAGUGUCCUAUUAGUCCCGGCAAGAGGUUUAGACAACGGAUGUUGCUCUCCAACGAAGAAGGCACUUUAUUUUGGCACGCCCACAGCGAUUGGUCUCGAGCUACUGUGUAUGGCGCCAUCAUCAUUCUACCGCCCAAGACACACACUUAUCCUUUCCCUAAGCCUCAUGCUGAAGUGCCCAUCUUACUAGGAGAGUGGUGGAAUGCCGAUGUGCAAGAAGUUUACGAGGAUUCUAUAGCCCAAGGAAUCGAUGCCAAUUUUUCUGAUGCUUUCCUCAUGAAUGGUCAACCUGGCGACAUGUACCCCUGCUCAAAACAAGAUACAUUCAAGUUGAGUGUGGAGCCGGGCAAGACUUACCUGAUCAGAAUGAUCAACGCAAUGUUGAGCUACAUUAUGUACUUCAAAAUCAAGGACCACAACGUGACGGUGGUGGGCAUGGACGGCGCCUACACGAAACCGCUGAACACCGAUCACAUUGCGAUUGCCCCCGGCCAGACCAUAGAUUUCCUUCUGGAAGCCAACCAGCCGCCCAGCCGUUAUUACAUGGCCACAAAAAUAUACGCCAGCCCCUGGUGGCAUACUUACGUCCCCACCACCGGAAUCCUUGAGUACGUUGGUAACUACAUCCCCCCCUCAUCACUGGAGUUUCCAUAUUUCCCUAAAUUCGGUGGCUAUGGCUGGGCCGAGUCCAUCCAUUUCAGUAGCAAGCUCAGAAGCCUCGCCAACGACAAGCACCCCAUCAAAGUUCCUAUGAACAUCACCCACAACCUCUUCUUCACUCUCACCAUCAAUAUGUGGCCCUGUGAGACAAAUUCUUGCGAGAGGAACAACAGGGUGCUGGCCAGCAUGAACAACAUCUCCAUGCUGUCCCCGCAAACCCAAAAUAUUCUUGAGGCCUAUUACAAAGGGAUCGGAGGAGUUUUCACGACCGAUUUCCCGGCGAAGCCAGCAAGAAUAUUCAACUUCACGCAAGGUCAUAAGUCAUUGUAUGAGGGGCGCACCGAAUUCGGAACGGCUGUGUAUAUGUUGGACUACAACUCAGAAGUGGAGAUCGUGUUUCAAGGCACCAACUUUGGCGAGGGAAGCGAUCAUCCCAUGCAUUUACAUGGAUACAGCUUCUACGUUGUCGGAGCUGGAUACGGGAACUUCGAUCCGAACAGGGAUCCGCAAAACUUUAAUCUCAUUGACCCGCUCUUGAUGAACACCGUUACCGUUCCAAGAAAUGGAUGGAGCGCUAUCAGAUUUAAGGCUAACAAUCCAGGAGUGUGGUACAUGCACUGCCAUUUCGAUCGUCAUCAGACUUGGGGAAUGAAGAUGGUGUUCAUCGUUAAGGACGGGGAAGCCCCCAAUGAGAAGAUGUUGCCUCCGCCCCCAGAUAUGCCCCGCUGUCAACCGCCCCCUCAACAAUUAUUAUUUAGGAUUUAAUUAUUGUUAAUUAAAGCUUAAUUUGUAAUAGCUACGUACUGUACAUGAAUGUCUCUUGAUCAGUUUAUAGAGUGUCUCCUACUAUCUCUACCUAUAUUUAUUGUGUGUCAGCACCUUUAUGUAUUCCUCUUCAUGUAUCCAUCACCUAUAAAUUAAUACCUUGGUAUGUAGAUGGAUAAUCAUUAUAUCAAGUAUUAUCCAUAUAAUCCAAUGGAGCUUUGCCAUCUA